AUGACUAGUGUGGAAGAGAAUGUGAACUGCACUUGUGAUUGUGGUGGCAGCAGUAGUAAGUGUGUGUUUGUGACGGCCGAUGAUAUUAUAAACCAGACCUUUGAAACAUCGGAUGUAGCUUAUAACUUGUAUGUACGUUAUGCGAGGUGUGUCGGGUUUGGAGUUUGCAAGGGUGAUAUAGCACAAGGAAAAUAUGGAACACAUCAUAGAAGGCGGUUUUUUUGCAACAAGGAAGGAAAGAGAGCCCGGAAAAAUAUAUCUAAUUCGAGUAGGAAGAGGGAGAAUAUAGUGCUGACUUGCACUUGUUGUGAAGCCAUGCUUGUGGUGUAUUUUGACACUAAAACUUUGACUUGGAGGCGAGGUUCAGAAAAUCGGACCAGUAAUCAAACCGCUCUAGUCACUGGUUCACUGGUUUACUGGUCUAACCGGUCUAACCAGUGGUUCAACCAGAAAAACCUAUCAGAAUCAGCAGAGAUGCUAUACACCUGCAAGCAUGUAGUCCAUGGCUUCUCAACAAGGCUGACUAACCAAGAAGCAGAGGCGCUCUCGAAGCAACCAGGAAUCCUUUCGCUCAUACCGGAGCGCAACUACGAGCUUCACACAACAAUAACACCAUACUUCCUUGGAUUGGAUCUAACUUUUGCUAGUUUGGAUAGAUUUAGCACCCAUUUACCUGCCUCUGUGGCAGAGAGUGAGUUAAUUAUUGGAGUAGUAGACAGCGGUAUAUGGCCUACAACACAAUGA
Molecule: messenger RNA, 744 nt
Organism: Arachis duranensis
Lineage: Eukaryota; Viridiplantae; Streptophyta; Magnoliopsida; Fabales; Fabaceae
Exons: 2
Coding region: 1-744 (247 amino acids)
Source: RefSeq, a predicted model, not a curated record